This is a messenger RNA of Anisakis simplex (herring worm), 450 nucleotides long. The record is from the annotation of a GenBank genome assembly. Lineage: Eukaryota; Metazoa; Nematoda; Chromadorea; Rhabditida; Anisakidae.
AUGGUAGCUCAAAAAUAUGCCCUGAAAUCGGGAUUUUUACAAAACGUCCUGCAAACAUUGAUGCCAGGCAAUGACCUGAAAUUCGUAUUGGUACCACGGGAUGUGAUUUCAGGUAGUGGACAAAUACAGCUGUGGCAAUUCCUACUGGAGUUACUCUCGGACAGUCGCUAUGCGGAAUCGAUCACGUGGGAGGGCACGAACGGGGAGUUUAAGCUGGUUGAUCCGGAUGAUGUGGCGAGGCGAUGGGGCGAGAGGAAGAGUAAACCGAAUAUGAAUUAUGAUAAGAUGAGUCGGGCGUUGAGGUACUAUUAUGAUAAGAAUAUCAUGUGCAAGGUACACGGCAAACGAUACGCGUACAAAUUCGAUUUCCAAGGUUGGUUCGCGGGAAAUAUUUUGGGUAGGGUAGUGGGGGGGGGGACUGGAGGGGGGAUUGGGUUGAUUUUAGGUUAA